This is a messenger RNA of Pangasianodon hypophthalmus (striped catfish), 5487 nucleotides long. RefSeq lists its product as uncharacterized. The transcript has 25 exons. NCBI's taxonomy places the organism in Eukaryota, Metazoa, Chordata, Actinopteri, Siluriformes, Pangasiidae. Bases 670 to 5190 code for a protein of 1506 amino acids. Gene Ontology annotation, cellular component: nucleus. Gene Ontology annotation, biological process: negative regulation of transcription by RNA polymerase II. Gene Ontology annotation, molecular function: DNA (cytosine-5-)-methyltransferase activity, acting on CpG substrates; DNA binding; protein binding. The record is from RefSeq and is a predicted model, not a curated record.
CUGCAAAAAAUGCUCUUUAAAUACCGCCCUCGCGCCAUGGCUAGUCAUGGGCUAGCAUAUCACAGAUAAGAUAUUAGUAGCUACACACAGUGAGCGUUCAUGUUAGCGGGUUUAAACGGUAUAAAUAUGUUGAAAUAUGUUUGAGACUUCUUCAGCUCAUUUACUUGUGUUCGUCAAAAGUUGUCGAAACUGUCAUGACUUAACGUUGGCUAGUUAAUUAAAGUUGUUCAUUGUUAUACAGAGUAGUUUGUUAAACUCUAUAUUAGAUGAUUAACCACUCAGUGUUUCACAAAUACUGUAGUCUUAGGUUUCUUUAAGCUGGUUAAAAUGGAUUUAUGUGGAUUUAUGAGUUAUAAACGUUUAAGGUGAAAACGUAAAAUAGGUAAAAAUUCGAUACAAAAUAGAAACGCACACUUCGCUGGUUUGUUUACUCACGGCGUGGGCUAAAACACACCAACACACACACACACAUAUCGUGUUUGUACACGUUAUCAAUGAAGUCUGCGUGCGAAAAUAUAAAGCAACAGUUAUGACACACUGCGAAUUCAUAUAAUUACGUUUUAUUAUUUUUGCUCUGUAGCACUUUACGCACUCAUUGCCGUUUGUUUCGACCUGGCCUUUAGGUCAGCGCUAACUUGUUCGCUUUCCGUUCCUCGUGAAUAUUGACCAAUGAUAGCGUGCGCGCGCGUGUUGGGGGCGGAGCCACGAAGAAUCGUAACAAUUAACGAGGUGUUCGAAGGGGCGCGUGCUGGUUAUGGAAAGAUGGUGGUGAGUGUGACACUUAAAUCAGAUGCCAAAUAUAGUGACUCUGAGUUGCUGGCCUGGCUCAAUCACACUUUGCAGUCUGGAUUCAACACUGUGGAGCAAACAUGCUCAGGUGCUGCCUACUGCCAGUUAAUGGACCUGCUUAACCCUGGCUGUAUUGCUGUGCGAAAUGUAAAGUUCAAAGUAGAGGAUGAAAUAGAUAUAACGAACAACUACAAGCUACUUGAAGGUGCCUUCAUCAAGACUUCUAUAAAUAAAACACUGGAGAUUGAAAAGUUGGUCAGUGGGAAUAUCACAGAGACGUUAAAUCUACUGAGGUGGUUCAAAGUGUUUUUUGAGCACAAUUUUGCGGGACAUAGUUACAAUCCUGUAAUGGCUCGAGGUGGACAGAUUCUGGAACCCUAUCUCCCUAAGAAACGAAGGGCUCUUGUGCAGCUGGACUUUUCGGUUCCAGACCGGCUUAGUGAAAAUGCUGACACAAAAGUGGAGAGAAAUGUUCUGGAGUCUUUUUACUCCAGCCGGGCUGUGCUGUGUUUUAUCAGGAAAUACUGUCCCUCUGUCUUAGCCAGCACAGACUCAUCUAUUACAUGUAGCAAAGCCAAGCAAGUGCUGGGCCAGAAAUACCCAAAAGACUUUGUCGCUGUCUGUAACCAGACCCCUUACUGCCUGUAUAUGUACCAUGAAGGGGAGAAAGCUUAUGUGGUCUUGAUUGGGUAUUUCGACCAGACUGCUGGAGAGACCAGAGUGAGGCUGCUUGACAUCAUCGAAGAGGUGCAUACUACCUUAUUGAACUGUGUUGUGGAGACUCUUAAAAAGUUUGAGAUCCCUCUGGCUAACCUUGCAGCAUUUUAUUCCAAUGCACCCAAUCUUACAGAGCUGAUUUCAGGCCUGAAAGCCUUGAAUCCUGGCACUGUUUUUCUGUGUAGCCUUACUGGUGUUGCAGAACAAGCAUGUCACAGUGGUAUUACGGCAAUGGAGCUGUCAGCACAGAUCCAGGAACUGAUCAAGGAAGUCCACCAGCACUUCUCCUCUCUACCAGACUUUCUGAAGGAACAGCUUAAUAAUGUGGAGUUCAAUCUCACCCCUUCUUUGAUAUCUGAUUGUCUUAGCCUCAGAACAACAAUUUACAAAAUGGCCACAGCAUGGUCAGACUUAGUGCAAUACUUUAAUUUUCAAAGUGCCAGCAGUAAUUCAAACAGACAAAUUUGCUGCCUCCUCAAUGAUAAGGCUUUGAGACUGAAUUUCCUGUUUCUGAGCCAUGCCCUGCAGCCUCUCUGCAAAUUUCAGGAGAGUUUGGACUGUGGUAAAGAGGUGAGAACAUUGCUCCAAGAUGCCUGUAGUUUAGUUCAUGUUUACAUAUCUAGCUUCCUCACUCCCAAAGCUGUGGAACGCUUCUUCAGGAGAGGUAACUUGGGCUCACCAAUGAAGGACAUGAUGGAACAUCUUCCAAGAGACAAGGUGAAGGUUGGUGAAGGGGUGGCGGAAUAUCUUCGUCAAAAUGAUGCAGAGCUAAGUGGCUCUUUAGACCUCUUUUACAAGAGUGUUGUUUCAUUCUACACAGCAGUCAGUUCCAGUAUUGUCAAGAGUUUACCCAUGUCUCAUUCUGCUCUGAGAAACAUGGAUGCCCUCUUAAGCCCAGAAGGCAAGCUGGAAGUCACCGGGAAGGCCGUAUCUGAUUUAGGUGUCCAGUUUGGUCUUUGUACAUGUAGAGAAGCCUUCAGCUUGUUGACUGAUGAGUUUCUUGAGUAUCAGUUUGCUGAGCAGGAAGAUAAACUUGCUGGUCCGGCUGUACAGUCACUGGAGCAGUACUGGAAGGCAGAGCUGAGGAUUAUGGGAAAAACGUCUCUCUUUCGAAAGCUGAUCCUCAGCCUGUUGGCCUUGCCCAAGACACUGAGAAUGGAAAGGAUUUUUGCACAAGUGUUUGAGAGUGUUGAUCACUGCAUUGAUAGCAGUUUGGAAGAGAGAAAAAUUGACAUCUCUGACUGCAAAGACAUGGUACACAAUGAUGAUGAUGUCACAGACGCUUGCUCCUACAAAAGUGCCCCAUCACACCCUCUCAGCCCUGAGACCCAGGAGAAUUCAACAUCAGAUGUUAUUGAUCUGACUGAAAUUGAGGAUGUUAUUUUUAUGGAGACGAAUGCCAGUGCCUCUGGUUCAGACACAGAGAUGGCAAAGGAAAACCCAGACUUUUCAGAAUCAAUAGUUAUAGAUGAUGAUGAUGGCGACGACGACAACGACGACGAAGACACAGAUGAUGAUGUGAUAUGGACUGAUACUUUAUAUCCAGAGAAAACAAAAGACAAUAUUUCCUCAACGCCUAAUAAAGAAAUGGAGUAUUCAUACCAGGAUGGGAAGCCUUUUGCAGCAGGGGAGAUGGUAUGGGGACAGGUGGAAAGCUUUGCUCUGUCUCCUGGUCUGGUGCACAGAUGGACUGAGGGGAAACCCAGAAAGCAUAUUCGUAAGGUGGUGUGGUUUGGGGAUGGUAUGGUCUCUAAGGUUCAUUCAGAUGGUCUGCAGCCUUACGCUGCAUUUGCACAGUGCUUCUGCCCUAAUUCCUUUGCCAUGGUGACGACGUACAAAGAUGCCAUCUUUCAUUCUUUGCAGGUGGCUGCUGAGCGUGCAGGAAAAGUUUUUUGUCUCAACUCAGACUCUAAGGAAGACCUGCUUAGACUAAUGUUGGACUGGGCUUUUGGAGGCUUUAAACCAUCUGGACCAAAUGGACUCAGACCACAAUCAAGAGAAGAUGAAUACCUUAAAAUGUUCAGUUGGAGCGUCCAAAAAUGGAAUAAAAUCAUUGUCAGUGAGACUCAGAAAGAUCAAGAGAAAUUAGAAAAGUUAUGCAACUUAAAAGAAGUGUCUGUGUGCUUGAAGAGACUGUCUCUGGACCUGCAGAAUGGCCGGUUGGACCUAAAGGAUGAAAAUGUGAAGGAAAAGCUUUCGUAUGCAAAAUCAAAACAGUCUUCCUUACAGAAUGAAAAGAAAUUCUCUCUAUCUGCCAGUUGGCCAGCUCCCAGAAAACAGAAAUGUGUUUCCAAGAAUAAGAAUCAAAACAAAGACCAAAGCUCAAUUGUUCAGGGAAAGCAAGACUACAACAGGUAUCAAAUGGCACAUGAGGUUUUUGUCAAAGGGAAGAACAUUGAAGAUUUCUGCUUAUCAUGUGGAACCGCACAUAUUGAGAUCUUCCACCCACUGUUUGAGGGGAGUCUGUGUUUGAAAUGCAAGGAUAAUUUCACAGAGACAUUAUAUCAGUAUGAUGAAGAUGGAUAUCAGUCAUACUGCACUGUGUGCUGUGCUGGGCUGGAAGUUAUUCUGUGUGGACAUGACAGCUGUUCCCGCUCCUACUGCGUGGACUGUUUGGAUAUCCUGAUUGGUAAAGGCACAUUUAAUCAGCUAAGAGACUUGGACCCAUGGAUCUGUUACCUGUGUGCACCAGAGAGAAGCUCCGGGGCUUUGAGACCCAGACAUGAUUGGAGUAUCCGUGUUCAGGAAUUCUUUGCCAACAACAGUGCCAUGGAAUUUGAGCCACAUCGGGUCUAUCCGUCAAUCCCUGCCAACCAGCGACGUCCAAUCAGGGUCCUCUCCUUAUUCGAUGGUAUAGGUACAGGAUACUUGGUACUGAAGGAUCUGGGCUUUAAAGUGGAAAGAUAUGUUGCAUCAGAAAUAGAUGAUGAGUCCAUCACUGUCUCGAUGGUGAACCACGAUGGAAAAAUCACCCAAGUGGACGAUGUCCGUGGAAUUACUAGGAAGCAUAUUGAGAAAUGGGGUCCAUUUGACCUUCUUAUUGGUGGCAGCCCAUGUAACGACUUGUCCAUAGUAAAUCCAGCACGGAAAGGCUUGUUUGAGGGCACAGGGCGGCUCUUCUUUGAGUACUACCGGCUGCUGAACAUCAUGAAGCCCAAGGAGGAUGACCCUCGACCGUUCUUCUGGCUUUUUGAGAACGUUGUAUUCAUGAACACCAGGGACAAAUCUGAUAUCUGCCGUUUCCUUGAAUGCAACCCGGUGCUUGUUGAUGCUGUUAAAGUGAGCCCAGCCCACAGAGCACGGUAUUUCUGGGGGAAUCUGCCAGGCAUGAACAGACCAAUCAUCGCCUCUCAAAAUGACAAACUGACCCUCCAGGAAUGCCUCGAAACUGGCCGCACUGCUAAGUAUGUCAAAGUGCGGACUAUCACCACUCGCACAAACUCCCUCAAGCAGGGAAAAAAUGACCAGCAUUUCCCAGUAUCCAUGAAUGGAAAGGAUGACAGUUUAUGGAUCACCGAACUGGAGAAGAUUUUUGGAUUUCCAAAGCAUUACACAGAUGUGAAGAACAUGGGUCGCAUGCAGAGACAGAAGUUGUUGGGUAAAUCCUGGAGUGUCCCGGUGAUCAGGCAUCUCUUUGCUCCACUGAAGGAUUACUUCGCCUGUGAUGAAUUUCCCCUAAAAUGAGGAGUGUUUUAAAAGACACUCUCUAUCUCUUAAACAGAGAUUUACUCUCAGGAAUAUUUCAAGUAAUUUUGCUUGAUAUUUUAAAGUUUUUUUUUUUUUAAUUCUUUUAUUUUUUUAAUUCAUUUUACUGAAUGUAUGGUUAAAUCAAGAUUGCCGCAGGCAAUAUCUCAGUUUUAUCUAGUCUAACAAUUGUUUUUAAAAUAUUUAGGGUUUCCUGCCAGACUGUGGCUUUUAAUGAAUUAAAUGAACUGAUGAACAUUUUGAAUAAAAUACCUAGGCUCUUGUUUUUUUAAAAUA